CUCGUUUCUCCUCCGCCACAGCGAGCAGCACCCGCGGCUCCCGGUCACAAGUUUGGAGCCAGGGACAGCGGUCUUUCUUUCUCUAUCAGGUGGGGUGGUGUCGAGGACGAUUUAAGCCCAUUUUGUUGAUGUUGGUGCUGCCAAGAUGAACAUCCCAGAAUACUACGCGGGGAAGAAUGUACUGAUCACCGGGGCAACAGGGUUCAUGGGCAAGGUACUGUUGGAGAAGCUACUGAGAUCCUGCCCUGAAGUCAAAGCUAUCUAUGUGAUGGUCAGACCAAAAGCCGGCCAGAGCCCUCUAGCCCGCAUUGCUGACAUGCUCAAUUGCAAGUUGUUUGACAGAUUGCAAGAUGAGCAGCCAAAAUUUGCAAAGAAGAUCAUCGCGGUGAACAGUGACCUCACACAGCCGGAGCUGAAUCUGAGUGAAGUGGACCAGGAUACACUGGUUGAACACAUCAACAUCGUCUUCCACUGUGCUGCCACCAUCCGUUUUAAUGAACCACUCAAAGAUGCCAUGCAGCUGAACGUCUUGGCCACCCAGAAGAUGGUGGCCCUGGCCCACAGGAUGAAACACCUCGAGAUCUUCAUUCACAUCUCCACAGCCUAUGCAAACUGUGACAGGGAGCUUAUUGAAGAAGUUAUCUAUCCUCCCCCCGUAGACUACCGAAAAUUAAUUGACACUCUAGAAUGGAUGGAUGAAAAGCUGGUGUCUGCACUCACUCCCAAUUUAAUCGGGGAGCGUCCCAACACCUACACCUAUACUAAGGCCCUGGCUGAGUAUCUGGUGCAGCAGGAGGCUGGGAACCUCAAUGUGGCCAUCGUCAGACCAUCCAUAGUUGGAGCCAGUUGGAAGGAACCUUUCCCUGGUUGGAUUGAUAACUUUAACGGACCUAGUGGAAUAUUUAUUGCUGCCGGUAAGGGGAUCUUGCGAACGAUGAGGGCAUCUAACAAUGCUGUGGCUGACCUGGUGCCUGUAGACGUGGUCAUCAACGCCACGUUAGCUGCUGCUUGGUACUCUGGAUCACAGAAACACAACAGGCCCAAGAGCAUCCUGGUUUACAACUGUACAACUGGUGGGAUCAAUCCAUUUCACUGGGGUGAAGUCGAAUACCAUGUAAUAUCCACAUUCAAGAGGAACCCCCUCGAGCAGGCCUUCCGUCGGCCCAAUGUUAAUCUCACAACCAAUCAUCUAAUCAAUCAAUACUGGAUUGCUGUGAGCCACAAGGCUCCGGCCUUCCUCUAUGAUCUGUACCUCAGGCUGACUGGACGAGAGCCCAGGAUGAUGAAGACAAUCACUCGUCUCCACAAGGCCAUGAUGGUUCUUGAGUAUUUCACAAGCCAUUCCUGGGUGUGGAACACGGACAACAUCGCUAUGCUGAUGACACACAUGAGCCCUGAGGACAAGAAGGUGUUCAAUUUUGAUGUGCGUCAACUGCACUGGGCAGAGUACAUGGAGAACUACUGCAUGGGCACCAAGAAGUACGUCCUCAACGAAGAGCUGUCAGGCCUGCCUGCUGCACGGAAACACCUCAACAAGCUGAGGAACAUCCGCUACACCUUCAACACCAUCCUGGUAGUGCUCAUCUGGCGCGUCUUCAUUGCCCGCUCCCAAAUGGCCAGAAACAUCUGGUAUUUUGUAGUCAGCCUCUGUUUCAAGUUCCUGUCCUAUUUCAGAGCAUCCUCCACCAUGAGAUACUAGCCUGGGAUGUAUGGGUGGGUGGAUGGAUGAAUGAAUGGAUGGAUGGGAAAAAAAUCAAAGGACAUGUAAAGGUUGUGAGAGAGGAUGGGUUAGCAGCCUUUAAUACCGGUGUAUCUCGGCAGCAUUAAAACCAGCCACGCAUCUUGACCACAGAAUAGCACUUGUACUGUUGGCUUCAGGUACACAGCUACCUUACUGUUGUGUAUCUCACUCAUUUUUUUCUUACCUGACCCAGAUGCAUUUUAUAAAUUACACUAGCACACUGGCUCAUCCCAGAUGCAGCAACUCCAGUUCCAAAGCCCCCACCCUGCAACUAUAGACUAUCAGCACUUGGAUUCAUCUGCUCCCAGCUGAUAUUUAAGAAACAGGAAGUGUUGUUGUUACAGCACCUCUCUUAACCUGAUCCAAAUUCCGACUACUAGCUUUACUCCUGUGUAACCCUGAGCUCCAGACAGUCUAGUUUGCUCAGCCGAAGACACUCUAAACCUGCUCCGACCCAUUAGUCUGCCUGCCCUGCUGCCUCCAAAAAUGCUAUACACUGGAUGAUGCUCUGCACAAAUCCUCAGUUGGUUUUGAGUUAGUCCAGGUUUUGUGGCACCCUAGUUAGUCAUUUAUGUCCGUCUUGUAUGUAAAAUUCCUAAUUGGUAUGUCCUUUGUAGCUGCAGUGGGUUUUCUAAGUAAUGCUAUAAAGGCCGCAUUUCCCUGCUGUCACUUGAAAACAGUUAAGCUUUUUUUUUUUUUUUUUUUUUUUGCGGAGUUGAAUAUUGUGGGCCAACUGUAAUAUCUAAAACAUAAUUAAAAAACAUAUUUCAAUUACCAUUUGGCCACACAGUGUGGCCCAAAUCUCCUAUCAGAGCUUUUCGUCUCUGUUCUUUUUAUAUUGCUGUAAAACAUAAAUGAGAUCUGGCUCUUUGGGCUUGGCAGUCUGCUUGGUACAGAUAGUUUUAAGCGGUUGGGAAAGUAUUGUUUCUCUCCAUCUCUUCCUCUGCUUUACUAACAAAGCCUUUCCUAGGGGUUGUAAUUGGCCUGCUUUGGUGACUUGUUUACAUAUUUCCUGCUUUAGCCAAGGCAGAGGCGGAUGUCAAAAUAAUUACUAUUAUGUUUGAAGUAGACCGCUGUGGCUUGCUCCCUAUUGCUACAACCAAGCAAGGGGUUAUAAUAGGAUGGCUUUUUAUACAGUGCCUAAAAAAACCCCUGAUAAUGCUUGCAUCAUCAGAUCCUGCAGAUGGAGCUUGUAAAGAUUUCUGUUGUUUUCUCAUUAAGCCAUCUGUGACAGCCAUCUUUCAAAGUAUUUUUGCCAAAAUACCUCUUAGCUAGCUGACUUGUAGCUCGCAACAGAUCCCUGCUUGGAGGACAGGACUGGUUUAGAUGAGAGGGAAGUGCUGUCGAACUUGGAAGAGGAAGUAUCCAGAACCUUUGCAACACUUGAGGAGGUCUGUUGUAGCUCAAUGUGAACAGCGGGUUUUCAUUUGGAGAGGCUCCUUUUGCCUCACAUGCUUAACUGGCUAAAUUAAUCACCCAGGUUCAUUCCAAACAUGAGUCGUGCUCGAGACUGGAGCGAUGCUUGGGGAUUUGGCUUUCUGUUUUAAUGAACCACUCUUCGGUUCGGUCUAAUUGUUGAACGCCACUUUUGUUUUGUAACGUUAAUGUUGUCUUUCUGUCAGUCAUUUUAAUGGUCUGUCAUAUCAGCUGAUUUGACCAUCCUAGCAGGUUGUCUAUCCACAGGAAACCCUUUCUUGUUUGCCGUUUUGCCCAUGCUGUUCAUAAACCUCCAGUUACCCUCCCCCUGGCCGUUGCAAUGCUUUUACCAUCCCGUUUUUGCCACGAAGGAGCCAGAAUCUGUAGUAUAGCUGACACGAGUCCAGGUGAACUCAGACAGGAGGGUUUGGACUGAGGACUGGACAUGCAGCGUGGAAUUCCGAGGCAGGAAACUUCAGCUGACCUUCAAAUGGGUGCAGAAGAUGAGUGCAUUUUUUUGCGCCUCUCCGUCUUUGUGAAGAUGUCGCCCUUAAACGUCACGUUAUAGAUCCUGUCAUUACUAAAUGCUAAGGUUGUCUUAUACCCCCAUGGUUUUUCUGGGUAGGUUUCCAUAUCCUUUUACCCCCACAGCUUUGGGUGUUGUACUCAGCAGUGUCUACACAUGUAGGAUGUUGGCAUGUGAUCUCUGGUUCUUGCGUUGGGAAUGUUCUGCAGCGGCUUGAACACCUACAUGGAUGUUCUGUGAACGCCUCUGUAUGAUUAACUACUUGUUUUGGUCUCGGCACAUUUGUGGCAUGAGCCGUUUUGAAUAGGAUCAUGUGACUAGGAAAAAAAAACCUCCUUUUAGGAAAAUGUGUGCAAGUAUGAAUUGUGCCUGAACUUUGUCAAAAUAAUAACAAUGUGAAAACACCAAUCAGAUCUAUGUUUUCUAAUCAUUUGUGUACAACUCUAUUUAGGUAGACUUCAUAACGUAACAAAAGAUAUUUUUAUGCUGAUAUUGUGUGGCUAUUUACUAUGCUUGGGAUCACAGAUGUUACUGAAGCAACUUUACCUGCUGUAAAUUAUUGUACGUAACACAAAAAAAGAUGUAUACUUAACCACAAAAUUUACAAAACCAAAUUUAACUGUCAAGUUGCUUGUCAGUUAAGUGUAUAUGUACAUGUUCCCUCUUUCUCUUUGAAUGUAAUCGAAUAAUACAGCCUGACUUCUUUGCACAGCUGAAAGCUUCCUCUGAUUCCUGAAUCCCGAGUCUAACAAAAUGUAGUUGCCUGUAUUUUCAAUAUUCAUCAGCAAGGUAGAUUCCUUUGUCUUUUUCGGGGGGGGGGGGUGAGAGAAGAACCAUGUAUUUAGAACUGUGUCAGCUAAAUAUCCUCAACUGUCAUUUAGAAGUUUAUUUAUGUGUGAUCAUUUUUUGUGUAACACUUAACACUGAGUCAUUUUGUGGGGUGUUUUUUUUUACAUUUUUUAUUUUUUUUUAAUCGUGCACAAUGUCUCCAUCAUCUGGCAUAGAGUUUCACUUGUGACGGAGAAGCACUGGAGCAGUGAAGUCAGGGUUGGAAGACGAGCUUCUCCCGGCUCGUCCGCUGGACGUCAGAGGGGCUGGCCCUCUGAGCUCAGAUUUUAAUGUCAGGGACUCGGACUACUGCAUCAGAACCAUUAGGUUUUCUAAUCAAACAGGGCAUUGCACACCUCAACAUCAGCAUUGGCUCAGCUUGUGGAACAAAUUCUAGUUUGAUUCUGUGUAGUCCACGUUGGUUCAUCAUUGUAUCAACAAACUAGAUGAAAGAAGAUGUUGUUUAGUGGCUCAUGGAACUCUCAUUUGGAUUUGGAACUACUUUUUUUUUAUCAAGGCUUUUGUAGGCCUAAAUGAGAUUAUACUGAUGUAAUUAACAUUGAAAGUCCCUUGUGCCUGCUAUAACUAUAUAUUUUUUGACUUUUUUUUGUACAUUGUUUACACAUCGUAGGCAUGUGUCAUGUUAACAAAUAGCCGUCUACCAUCUUGACCUGAGUGUUGGGGGGGGGGGGGGGGCUGUGUAUUUGGGAGAACCCGAGUAAGAGUGUUGAUCCGAGUCUGACCUGUCCAGCCUUGUUUCCCUUUCAAGCAUCUGAGAUAACCUGACACGCAACACAGGAGGGAUUCAGAUGUGUUGAUGCUUUUAGGUAAAUUCUGCAUGGAUUUCGGCAUUAUGCAUAAAGGAUAACUGGAGUAUUUCUGUGGUAGUUCGGAUUUAAUUUGCACUUGUUCCAAAAUCAGUUUUGAUAACUCGUGUUUUUAACAGCUGACAUUGUGUAGUGACUCCACAUCUUCACUUUUACUUUGGGGAGCUUGAUACAUGAAGGCCGGUGUCAGUCUCUUCUCUUUCCAAAACACAAUGCUGUUCUCGACAGUCAUUCUCAAUGUGAAGCUCAAAUCAAUGGGUGCCUUUUUGUUUGUAAACCAAAAAGAAGAAAUAAAUGGAUAAAUUCUUCUGAUUCCAAGACUG
Messenger RNA from Lampris incognitus (smalleye Pacific opah), 5661 nucleotides. RefSeq names its product fatty acyl CoA reductase 1 (gene far1). Gene Ontology annotation, cellular component: peroxisome. The transcript has 13 exons. The record is from RefSeq and is a predicted model, not a curated record. Gene Ontology annotation, biological process: long-chain fatty-acyl-CoA metabolic process. Lineage: Eukaryota; Metazoa; Chordata; Actinopteri; Lampriformes; Lampridae. Gene Ontology annotation, molecular function: alcohol-forming very long-chain fatty acyl-CoA reductase (NADP+) activity. The coding region runs from base 146 to 1699 and encodes 517 amino acids.